AUGAUACUCUUCAUGAUAAGCCUUAGUACUCUUUCUAAGCGUCACCUUCGAACAGCAGUUCAACCACAGAAAUUGGCAUUACCCAAGGAGAGGAGGAACCCUUACCUACUUCACCAAAUGAAACGGACCAUCCUUCAGUACCAUGUGCGAUGCCUCCCUUCCAUGAAUUCACGGAAGACUAUGGUCAUCCUAGAAGCAGAUCUACAGCCAGUCAGCCUCAGCUGCUUAGUUUAA
Molecule: messenger RNA, 234 nt
Organism: Nezara viridula (southern green stink bug)
Lineage: Eukaryota; Metazoa; Arthropoda; Insecta; Hemiptera; Pentatomidae
Source: the annotation of a GenBank genome assembly